Rotaria socialis is the source of this 2343-nucleotide messenger RNA. The record is from the annotation of a GenBank genome assembly. Lineage: Eukaryota; Metazoa; Rotifera; Eurotatoria; Philodinida; Philodinidae.
AUGCAUGCUAAUAUAUCUGAAAAAGAAAAUUUACCUGAAGAAAUAUCAAUAUCAGAAGAAAAUCAUAUAAAAUCAUUAGCAUUAGGAGAUAUUAAUAAUAAUGAUAAUAGUGAUGAAGAAAUAGAUGAAGAUAAUAAUGAUGCUCGUACUAAAUAUAAUAUUGGUACAGAUUCAUGUAUUCAACCUAGUGAUUUUCAUGAUUUUCUACUUUUCGAUAAAGAACCAUCUGUAGUAGCACCAGCAGAAAAAAAUAAAUUAAGUUCCUUGUUAACAGAUAAAACAAUUGAAGCUUUAGCUUUUCCUCAUUUAUUUCCAGAUGGAAAAGGAUCAUUUGACGAAGAGCGUGAAAUAAAAAUCAAAUGGAAAGAAUAUUGUAAAACACGUUUGUUUUCAUCCGACUCGCGUUUCGCUGCUGAUUCAAGCUAUAUCUUUUUCCUACAAUACUUAGGCGACUUGAAACAAGUAUAUUCGGGAAUCAACAUUGCUUUUCGAAAAAAAUUACCAAUCAAUGCAAAACAAACUUUAGACGAUACGCAAAUGAAAUUUCUAAUGAAUAAAGAUAUGAUCUAUCGCCAUUUGCAAUGCGUUCGAGGUAGUCCACAAUACUGGCAUAAACGACUGAAAGAUUUAUUCGCAAUGACACGUCAAUUAGGUUUUCCAACUUUUUUCCUUACACUAUCAUGUGCUGAUCUACGUUGGAAAGAAUUUAAUGAUACGUUCGUCCGUCAUACUGGUGCCCCCAUUAAAGAAUCAUAUACGUUUGAAGAAAAAACUAAACUAUUGCGAGCUAAUCCUGUUUUAGCAGCACGCUUGUUCGAGAAAAGAUUCAUGACUUUUAUGAAUUUCUUUAUAAAAAGUGGAGCAUCAUGUUUAGGCAAAGUAAACGAUUGGUUUGCUCGUAUUGAAAUGCAAUUACGAGGCUCACCACAUUCACAUAUGCCAAUUUGGGUUGAAAAUGCUCCGAAAUACAUCGGACCUCAAACCGAUGAAAAAACUCGUCUCGAAAUUGUCAUAUUUUGUGACAAAUAUAUUACAACACGAUUUCCAUCACUGGAAGAAGAUCCUGAAUUACACAAUAUCAUUAAAGAAGUACAAACUCACUCACGCAAUCAUUCAAAAUCUUGUUUAAAAUAUCAUAAGACAAUGUGUCGUUUUGGAUUUCCUCGACCAGUUGCUCGACGCACAUUUAUAUGUGAACCAAUAAAACCAACUACUGAUGAAGAAAAAGAACAUUAUAAAGAGAUUAAAAAAAUUCUCACUGAAAUGAAUGGAACAAUGAACCUCUUAGAAAAACAAAAAGUAUUGGUAUGGUCUGAUUUUAACAAUCUACUUAUUAAGUAUAAUUGGACUUAUGAUGAUUAUGAACAUGCACUAUGUAUAGUACAUACUAGAACUAUCAUGAUUCAUAAAAGAGAACCUAAUGCAAGAUGGGUUAAUCAAUAUAAUGAAGAAAUAUUAAGAGCAUGGGAUGCUAAUAUGGAUAUACAAUUUGCAUUUGAUCCAUAUGCAUGUGCCAAAUACCUUAUGUCAUAUACAACAAAACCAGAGAGAGAAAUGAGUCUGUUACUUGAAGCUACUCAUAAAGAGUGUCGUGAAGGUAAUAUGACAGCACGUGAGGAAAUGAAAAAAUUAACAGGCACAUUUUUUAAUCAUCGACAAGUUAGUGUGCAAGAAGCUAUUUAUUGUGCAACUAAAAUGCCACUAACUUAUUCAAGUCGAGGUUUUGUUUUUAUACCAGCGCAUUCUAACAGCUGUAAAUUUUUGAAACCACAUAAUAUACUGAAAGAAAUGGAUCCAGAUGAUCAAAACAUUUAUAUGUCUAAUUUAGCUGACAAGUAUUUUGAUAGACCAAACGAUCCUGAAUUCGAUAUUUGCAUGGCAGAUUUUGCGUCUGAAUACGAAAUUGUAUCUAUAAAUAAAAAUGUGAAAAAUCCCAAAACACCAAUUAAACGAUUACAAACGCUAAAUUUUGCAGUUAAGAAACGUGUUAAUCGUAAUGCAAUCAUACGAUAUCCUUACUUUAAUCGAGAAACAGAUAAAGAAAAUUAUUUUGAAAAUUUACUUUGCCUAUAUUUACCUAUAAGAAGUCGAGAAGAUUUGAAAAAACCUUAUGAAUUAUUUUAUCAAAUAGGUGAAAUAUUUGAUAAUCGACAACAAUGCAACGUAAAAGUAAAAGAUGUUGUACAUGAAAAUCGAAGAAAAUUUGAAAGUAAUAUAAAAGAAACAGGAGAGGCAGAAUCAUUAUUCAAUCAACUAUCAUUGACUUUAAAAGAUAAUGAUUGGGCUGAAAUUGUUGCUAAUAAACAAAGCAAUAAUAUAUGGUCAACAGAUAUUGAACAAUAA